GAUAGAACAACCAACGAUAUAACACACAAGGGGGGAGAUUGACUAUAUAUUAACAGGCGCGUGUCUGUUGGUGCGUUUUUUUUUUUUUUUUUUUUUUUAAAUUUUUUUUUUUAUUUAUUUACUAUUUUUUUUGUUGCUUUUAUACCGUUUUUGUUUAAAAAGAGGGGUUUGUGGUUGGUACAAGAGAGUUGUAGUUUUGUCGUUGCCCAGCACCUUACCCAGUCUCACUGUGUCCUUCACGUUGUUCAAAUGCUGUUUGUAACGCGUUUUAUCGUUAUUUUAACGAUAUUGUUUUGUCUUAAAAAGUGUGAAAGUGGUGUACGUGGUGAGGAUGCUAUUCCAUUUAUUCAACGUAAAUCAGAUCGUCCAAAAUUAUUACAUGGUAUUAAUAAAACUGACAUGUUAUAUCCGGAAUAUCAAAUACCAGCAAUAUUACAACCUGGAAAUGUAUCACAAUUUUAUUAUUUAAAUCAUCGUGAUGGUACACCAUUGACAAUACUGGUAACACCAUGCACAGGACAAAUAUCAUGGACAGUAACAUCAUUUGAACCACCCGAAGAUAAUAAUCCAACAAAUGAUGAAACGAAAUCAUUAUCAAGGUGGCCUGUUAAUGCACUUAUACCUGGAUCACCGUUAUUCAACUAUGAUGGUGAUGAAGCACAGAACUUUACAAUUCCACGUGUACGAGCUGGCUUGUACAGGCUUGAAAUAAAAACAUCACUUGAUACAUAUAAAAAAGAUUCAACACCAAAGACGGUACUUCUUUAUGCUACAUCAAGUGCACUUGAUCAUUUACCAAUAUCAUAUGAAAAUACAAAAGGAAAACGACAUCGUGCACUUAGAUUUCAACCAAGAAGAAAUCGUAGAAGACUUACUGUAUCAUGGAGUAAAAGUCAAGUUGAUCCACAUUUAUCAAGUUAUUGUCUAGCAGUUACAUCUGGCUCGUCAAUUCAUCCACCAACACUUUGUGCUGCUAAAAAUAAACUUCAUAAUUAUUCAAAACAAACAAAGGGUAGUUCAUCAAGAGAAAUACAACACAGGGGUCCACCUGAAGGUCUUCAUUGUGUUCAUCAAACAAGAAUAACACUUCAUGGAUUAAAAUACAAUAUGACAUAUAAUUUUACACUAUAUAUUGUUAGCAUGAGAAAUAAUGUAUCAAUUCGUGUUGCAACUGAAUCAUUAAAAUAUCGUAAACCACUUGCACAAGUAUUACAAACUGGUCACUAUGUUACAGCAAAUUUACGUAAAAAUGAUGGUUAUUUAAAUUUUCGUUAUCAACCACAGCAUAAUAAUACAACUGAAUUUCAUGUAUUACCAUGUGGUGAUGGUAUUGUAAGAGCUAAAUUACGUGGUCCUGGUAUAAACAAAAAAAAAGAAGUUAUUGGUCAUGCAUUAUUAAGAGCACCAUCAUUAGAACCAGGUAAAAGAUAUAUACUUCGAAUAACAGCAACACCACAAGAAUUAAAUAAAAUAUCAUCAGUUAAAGUACUUGCAACACAAGAAGGUUCCAUAACAUAUCCAGAGGUACCAUCAAAAAGUUAUCCACGUGAAUAUCGUUCAUUACGUAAAUGUCAUGAAGUUACAGUUGGUGUUGAAUCAGCUGGUACUGCAAAAUAUUGUAUAUUAGUACGUGAAUUACGUGAUACAACAUCAAUAAAUAGUUUAACAAGUAUACCUGAUCAGUGUGGUUUACAUAGACGUCGUAGAUCUGAAUAUACAUCUGAACGAUGUGAAGAACAUAUAUCAACACAAGAUAAACGUGCAUUAACAUUUACAAUUAAUAAAUUACAACCAGGUAAAUCAUACUCAAUACAAAUAACAGCUCAAGUUAAUGGACAAUCAUUGUCUUAUCCAUUAAUUGGUGUACGUACAAAAAAAAAUUGUCAAACAUAGAUAUUUUAUUUAAAUUUGUUUAUUUUUUUUUAUUAUUUUUUAUCAUUUAAUUAAUUCAGGAUAAAGCACAAUUAUUAUUUUUUAUUUUUUCAAUUAUUAAUAUUAAUUUUAAUCAAUAUAUAUUUUUAUUAAACAUUAAUAAUUAUUAUUUUUUGUUUAUUUAAUUUAAUAAUUAUUUUCGAAAUUGAAUUUUUUUUUAUUUUCUUAUUUUAUGUUAAUUUGUUUAUUUAAAUUUUAAUAGUUAUUUUUUAUUUAUUAUUGUUAUUAGUAUUAUCAUUUAUUGAUAAUUUUAUAAUCAAUUUAAAAAAAAAAAAAAAAAUUGAGCUUUAUCUGAUGAUUUAUAGUAUAAAAACCGGUUUUUUGUUUUUGCUAAUUUUUUUUUAUUUUUAAAAAACUUUGUACAUAAAACUGUAUGACUGAGUAUGUGUGUGUGUGUGUGUGUGUGUGUAAACAUAUAAGUUAUCAUCAUCAUCAAUUGAUCAAUCGACUCUUCUAAUUUUAUUUCAUUUUUUUUUAAUUUUUUUUCUAACGUAUUUUUGUACUUUGUUGAUCUUGAUUAAUUCAAAUGAAAAAAUUCGCAUUUAAUUAUAUUUAUAAAUAAAAUAAAAUAAAUAAUUAAAUGAAUAAUUAUUCAUUUAAUUAAUUAUAAUUUUAAUAAUUGAUUUGGCUGUUUUCAAGUAUUAAAAAAAUUUUAUUUAAUGAAGAAAAUUUAUACGUAUUCAUUUAAUGUAAACAUUUUCAUGGCCAGA
This is a messenger RNA of Aphidius gifuensis, 2642 nucleotides long. It is a transcript of the gene nord, whose product is annotated as protein NDNF. The coding region runs from base 250 to 1893 and encodes 547 amino acids. Lineage: Eukaryota; Metazoa; Arthropoda; Insecta; Hymenoptera; Braconidae. The record is from RefSeq and is a predicted model, not a curated record. The transcript has 6 exons.